Fusarium oxysporum Fo47 is the source of this 954-nucleotide messenger RNA. Its product is annotated as gamma-glutamylcyclotransferase family protein. The transcript has 2 exons. The record is from RefSeq and is a predicted model, not a curated record. NCBI's taxonomy places the organism in Eukaryota, Fungi, Ascomycota, Sordariomycetes, Hypocreales, Nectriaceae. Bases 1 to 954 code for a protein of 317 amino acids.
AUGGACCUCCUUGACGAGCUCGAAGCCAUGACCCAAGCUGCAUUGCUAUCUGAGUACGAUGAUGACAUCCCUGAAUCGGCUAUCGCUCGUUGGCAAAAGCUUUUUGGUUACUCAGCUGCAAUGGCGGAGAGAAAGAUCACGGAGCACCGAAACGACCACUUGCGUUUCACUGUUUCUGAAAAUCACUGGACUGUCGUGCCAGAUCGUAUGGAGGCUGAGCGACACGACCAUGAAUCUUAUGAACACUCAUGCAUUCGUACCCCGCGAGAUGCGAUCAACCAACGCCAGGAGAUGACUAUGAAGGAGAAGCGAAGGCCUCGGGCCUCGACCGUCUUGGUGAAGCUUGAAGGGCCCUUGCAUACCUCGACUCAAGUUCUUGCAGCUACCGACCUAUCUAGGCAUCCUAGUUCCUUCUUCAAGGUCAAUGGGAUAGACAAGCUAGCCAUUGAAGGAUGGCUAAGGGAGAACCCUUAUCCUGUUUCCACACCCACAUUCAUUCGGGAUCUACAUGCACCAAAAGAUCUCUCGUCAACUUCUUUUCACCCAACCCUGGGUCUUGAUACAACACUGCCUCAGUAUCGACUUCGAUCAGACGAGAUACCUCGACCUGCACAGAAGGAAUACCCAGCCUGGUAUUUCUUUUACAGGACCCUUGCCGACCCAUCCGUUCUGGCGAAGCUCCUUGGUUCUGACUUCCAGGCUGAAUACUAUGCAGCCAAGAUUCGAGGCGGAGCUUUGAAGACUUGGGGAAGAUACAAUGUGUUAGUGGACGAUCCAAGUCGCACCAACCUGGUCCAUGGAAAGGCACUUCUGGUUCAGACUCGAGAAGAAGAAGAACGUCUGCGGGCAUAUGAAACACAUGUCUAUGAAGUCGUCCGAUGUAGUAUCGAGAUGGGCUCGGAGGAACCUGCAAAUGGUCUGACGUUUCGGUUUAUUACAGAUAUGAUGGAUUAG